AUGAUAUCUGAGGUUCUUCCAUGGCCUGCACCAACUUCGCUGGUAGGGUUUUCACUUGGCAUCCUAUCUCUCCUUAUUUUUGACUGUAUUCUCUUGAGUUAUACCCCCUUCUUUAGUAUCUUCUCCUUAAUCAUCCUCCUCGCUACAUUCGUAUCUUUACUUUCCCUCAUCUCCUAUGCAAUCCUACCUCGUGCAGUUGACUUCUUUUCUUCUUACGCCACUCGUGGUCGGGAUCUCGAUCCCAAGGGGUACCGUCAAAACCUCGCCAUUGCCUUCUGCCUCGGUGGUGUCUUUCUCUUCGGACUCCUCCUCACCCUCCACGCCUUCAAAGAGCUCUGCAACUCUCGUGCUGUGUGGCCUUUCGGCCUCUAUCUCACCUUUCUCGCCUUCUUUCACUGGUCUGAGUUUUUCGUUGUCGCUUUGACUAGCCCUUCGAGAGCCGGUGUCGACCUCUACCUGUUGGAUCACAGUCCCGAGUACCUGGGUGCAAUGGCCCUCAGUUUCAUCGAGUAUUGGCUGGAAGUUUACUUUUGGUCAGCCAAAACCACUUCCUUUCUCUGGCUUAAUCUCACUGGACUUCUAAUCUGCGUAGCGGGCGAGGCUUUCCGCAAGAUGGCCAUGUGGACGGCGGCAGAUAACUUCUCGCACUACGUCGAACACACAUGGCGACGUGGGCAUCGGCUGGUUCGAAAGGGCGUCUACGCCUGGUGCAGACAUCCCGCCUACGUGGGCUGGUUCUUCUGGAGUCUCGGCACCCAACUCCUCUUGGUCAAUCCUCUCUGUUCUUUUAUCUACCCUCUGGCCGCGUACCUCUUCUUUCGCGCCAGGGUUUACUCCGAGGAGCGCAGUUUGGUGGCCUUUUUUGGCGACGCCUAUCGCUCCUAUCAGCGUGAGGUCCCUACCGGUCUGCCUUUCAUUCGCGGUUACGUUGAGCCAACUGCGGUGACGUUGCACACAGAUUUGGGCGACAUCAAGGUUGAGUUGUUCUGCAUGCAAGCACCCCUUGCCUACAGUACCCUAUCUCCCUCCCCCAACUACAUCCUAUCUUCCCUGAUGAACCUCAACUCUUAUUUGGAAUGUGCACGUCGGUGCAUCUGCCUCACUGUCGCACCUGCCUCUCUGCCACGCGUGCUGACACUCUUCCAGGAGGCAUCAGCCAAUCUUGAAAAUGCCUACUACUGGCAAAAGGGUGGGGGUCUUCUCCUUCUCCAAUCACGCUCUCAGAUCGCUCUGCACAAAGCCCUCCGCCAAAUUCGUGUUGUCCCUCGUGCCUACCUCCCAAUUCUCACUACUGAUGGCAGUACUGAGCGAUUCAACCUGCCUUACUACCGAGUCUGUUCUGACCCCUCUAUUUGGCCCGUAUCUUCUACUUCCGAAGAGUGUGACGAAAAUUUGGUUCGAUUUCAACCUGCUCCGCCCUCCCCUUCUGCAUUAGAAAAGCUCCUUCUUCAGCAGGACUCCAUUUUGGGUCAGAUGCAAAAACUAGUUGAUUGUACAACCCUCUGCCAUUCCUUUCGGCUCGCCCUUUUUACCUUCUCGGAUAGUCUUUCCGAAAUCCUCAGCACAAUUAGACCUGGCUCCUCCGUUUAUCCCUUCGGCUCGGUCAUCAAUGGGCUUGGCUCGAAUUCCAGCGACUUGGACGCAGUGGUGAAUCUGGGUCUCGAAGUGCCUUCUAGGCUACGCUCCUUUGCUCAAUUUUGUUCCACAUCAGUGGCCAACUUACACCAGCAUCCUUCCACCUCCGGACUAUCUAUAAUGUACGGCUUGUUGAACUAUAAUGGCCAGACAAACUACCACACACUCACUCCUGUGCGAUACCUCCUCAAGCGUCUCGAUCCACUGAGUGGUUCUAACUCACGGGUGUUGCCCGGUCGUACACCCAUCAUCAACUACGCACGUCACAAGUGUCUCGGCGUGGGUGUAGACAUUUCUCGCAGUUCCGGUGAUUUUGACACCACCCGACUGGUGCUUCACGCCGCCUAUUGGAUGCGUGCACUUGUCACGCAGGUGCCCGCCUUUCUCUACCUCGCUAGUGCCCUCAAGUUUCUCAUGCGUGGCGUUCGUAUCACUCACCAUGGACCAUCUUUUGGCUUUACCAACUACAAAUUGACCUCUCUUCUGGUUUCUUUUCUUCAAGUAGCUGUGGAACAGGCACCGGCUUUGGAGUAUCUCCUCCUACAAGAUGAUUGCUCCAUUCCUGAACAAAUUUUCAUCUAUGAGGAACAUCCUCACUGUCCUGUUGAAGCACCGGACUUGUUACUUCAGUUUUUCGCCUUCCUGCGAGCUCAACAACCUGAGAAGAGUACUUUUUGUCUCCGAUCUGGCCGAAUUUUGCCUCGUGAGGGGCAAACCAGCCAGGGUCACUUUUUGCACUGUCCCAAUCCCCUUGUGCCCGAGCAGAACAUCACCCAUGGCAUCAGUGCCGAGGCCUGGCGUGAAUUAUUGGACGCCAUUGAUUAUAUGGAGCACGUUUUGCUGCAACCCCGGCCUCAAUCCGGUAAUUUUCUCGCUCUCUGUGCCUCUGACUACUACAAGGGAUGUAUUUUUCAUAGAAAUAUUAAGGGUUUUAUAGUUCAGACAGGCGAUCCAACAGGCACCGGGAAAAAUGGUCAGAGCAUCUGGAAGCAGAAGUUUAAGGACGAAUUUGAUGACGCACUUAAGCAUAAUUCCAGGGGCAUUGUCUCCAUGGCCAACAAUGGGCCGGAUUCCAAUGGAUCGCAGUUUUUUAUUACUUAUAGUAAACAGACUAUGCUAGAUAUGAAGUACUCAAUAUUUGGCAAGGUGAUCGAUGGUUGGGAUGUUCUCGAUGAACUGGAACGUGCUCCUGUAGAAGAUAAGACCUACAAACCUCUCACUGAUAUUCACAUUCAAGACAUCACGAUUCACGCCAACCCAUUCGCCGAAUAA
Molecule: messenger RNA, 2907 nt
Organism: Echinococcus granulosus
Lineage: Eukaryota; Metazoa; Platyhelminthes; Cestoda; Cyclophyllidea; Taeniidae
Product: Peptidyl-prolyl cis-trans isomerase-like protein
Exons: 7
Coding region: 1-2907 (968 amino acids)
Biological process (GO): protein peptidyl-prolyl isomerization; C-terminal protein methylation; protein folding
Cellular component (GO): membrane; endoplasmic reticulum; catalytic step 2 spliceosome
Molecular function (GO): protein C-terminal S-isoprenylcysteine carboxyl O-methyltransferase activity; peptidyl-prolyl cis-trans isomerase activity
Source: RefSeq, a predicted model, not a curated record